AUGGUAAAAGACUUCGUGCCUGUUUCAAAACUUUCAUCCCCGAUAGAUCUAGAGAAAGAAUGCUGGGCUAAAUUUGUUAAGGACAAUACUGUGGAGCUGGGAGAUUUUUUAGUUUUUCAGUAUGAUGGCGAUUGUGUUUAUGACGUAAAAUUAUUUGGCCACAGUGCUUGUGAAAAGAAAGGAGUUGGAGCUGUUAAAGUAAAGGAAGAGGAGGAGGAAACUAAGGGGUUUGAAGAAGAUGACGAGGUGAAGAAGGAUGGGACGAAGAAGGGAAAUCUAACGAGUUUGGAAAAGAAGAAGAAGGGGAGGCAGAGGAGGACGGUAACAAGGUUGAAAAAGAAGAAGAAGAAGUAG
Molecule: messenger RNA, 354 nt
Organism: Coffea arabica (coffee)
Lineage: Eukaryota; Viridiplantae; Streptophyta; Magnoliopsida; Gentianales; Rubiaceae
Source: RefSeq, a predicted model, not a curated record